UAUUGCUAUAAAAGCCUCGUCGUCCGGCGAUUAUCAAUCAGUUAGAACUUGAGUCUAAGCAAUCAAAUCACCAUGAAAUUCUUCAUUAUUUUCUUCGCCUUGAUCGUGGCUGUCUUCGCCAACGGAUACGGUGGUAGCCAGGGACGUAGAGAGCAAGGAUUCGGUCAGCAGGGACAUGGCCAGCAAGGCUUCGGCCAGCAGGGACAUGGCCAGCAAGGAUUCGGCCAGGGCGGCCAUGGCGGACAGGGCGGCCAGCAAGGUUUCGGCGGUCAUGGUCAGCAAGGACACGGCCAGCAAGGUUUCGGUGGUCAUGGUCAGCAAGGACACGGCCAGGGCGGACAUGGCGGACGUUAUUAAACAAUAUUGAUUAAAAAAAUACAAAAAACACACAA
This is a messenger RNA of Drosophila pseudoobscura, 392 nucleotides long. Its product is annotated as spidroin-1. The transcript is spliced from 2 exons. The coding region runs from base 73 to 357 and encodes 94 amino acids. Lineage: Eukaryota; Metazoa; Arthropoda; Insecta; Diptera; Drosophilidae. The record is from RefSeq and is a predicted model, not a curated record.